Molecule: messenger RNA, 4388 nt
Organism: Puntigrus tetrazona (Sumatra barb)
Lineage: Eukaryota; Metazoa; Chordata; Actinopteri; Cypriniformes; Cyprinidae
Gene: inpp4ab
Product: inositol polyphosphate-4-phosphatase type I Ab
Exons: 24
Coding region: 236-3202 (988 amino acids)
Cellular component (GO): cytoplasm
Molecular function (GO): phosphatidylinositol-3,4-bisphosphate 4-phosphatase activity
Source: RefSeq, a predicted model, not a curated record
CAAGGGCGGGGCCACACUAUGCAGCAGCGCAGAGAAGAGCGAGAGGCAGCGCGCUGGAAUUUGGCAACAGAGCUUCGCAUGCAUCUCAACUCUUCCGAUGGCAACAUGGAUUGACACAGCACCCGCCGAGAUAUAACACAGGAGGAAACGGCCACACAGGAGUGUGUCUGGCUGUGUGUCGGUUUCCACCACUCCUGUUAUUGAACUUCAACACACACACAAACAUCCUGCCAAAAUGUCACGGAGGGAACGGCCAUGGUCGGUGUACAGGUCAAACACUUUUGAGCUUUCCUCUGAGAUGCUUGGACUAGCAUUGGAAGGAAACAGUCAAGAUCCAGAUGAGCCAGUACUAGAGUUCAGUCUUGUCUGUAGUGAGCUGACCACACCGUCUUUGGACCGAAAACCCAAUAGUUUUGUUGCUGUGAGCUGUACCACACCCCCUCAGGCUUUCUGGACCAAACAUGCACAGACAGAGAUCAUUGAGGGUACAAGUAAUCCCAUGUUUCUCAGCAGUGUGGCUUUUUUCCAAGACUCCCACAUUAACCAGCACACACAGGUCAAGCUCUCCGUGUAUGAUGUAAAAGAUCGCUCACAAGGAACGAUGUACCUUCUGGGCUCAGCGAUGUUUCCAGUAAAGGAUCUUCUGCUGGAAAAGAACCACAGACUAAACUUGCCUCUCAGGUCAGCAGAAAACAAGCAUGUGGGUAGUAUUACAGUCAUUGCUUGGCAGCUAGAGGAGAAGAGAGAACAGCAUACACCAAUCAAACAACUACAAGACACCAUCAAUGGCAGGACUGUCCUCCCCGUGGAUGAGAGUCUGACAGAAUCUGUGGGUGUCCGAGCGAAAUACGCCUCUCUGUGGAAAGACUCUUUUCUACGAUCUGUGUUUGGUGGCACCAUGUCCCGUAUGUACCGUUUUCCAACCACUGAUGGGAAUCAUUUACGUAUCCUGGAACAGAUGGCUGAGAGUGUCCUGUCACUUAACAUCCCACGACAGUUCGUCAAACUCUUACUGGAAGAGGAUUCCUCCAGAGUAUCUGAGCUGGAGGAGUUAGGGGAGUUAUCACCAUGUUGGGAGAAUCUUAGGCGGCAAAUCGUGACGCAGUACCAGAGCAUCCUUCAGACCUAUCAGGAUACACUCACAGACCUGCACGACUACAAAGGUCCAUCAUUUAAAGCCAGUAAUCUGAAAGCAGAGAGGAAAUUGGAAUUCAUGCCUACCAACCUUCAUGUGCAGAGAAUGAGGGUUCAGGAUGAGUCUGGCUGUGAUCACACCUAUGAUGUGGUAACGAUCGGGGCCCCAGCAGCUCACUGCCAGGGUUUCAAACACGGUGGUUUGCGGAAACUAUUGCAGAAAUUUGAGGAGGCAAAAAAAGUCAUUUAUGAGGAGGAAUGCAGCAGUGCUCUGUCCAGCUCCCAGUCCAUCGUCUACAUCCCUCAGGAUAUUAUCCGUGCCAAAGAGAUCAUCUCCCAUAUCAACACGCUCAAGACUCAGGUCAGCUACUAUGCUGAGCGCCUGUCCCGCGCCGCUAAAGAACGCUCCGCUAACGGCAUGGAGAGAACCCUGGCCAUUCUAGCGGAUAAGACACGGCAGCUGGUGAUGGUGUGUGACUGUAAACUGCUGGCAUCUGCAGUGCAGGCCCUGAACGCAGCUAGACCUGAGUACAUCGCCUCUAAAAACUCACCAUCUGCUGACUCGGAGCAGGUGGUGCUGAGGAAUGAUCAGGACACACUACUAGCCAAAUGGAGUGGCAGAAACAGUCGUUCAUCCCUCCAAGUUGAUUGGCAUGAGGAAGAGUGGGAAAAGGUGUGGGGGAAUGUUGACAAAAGUCUGGAGUGUAUCAUCCAGCGAGUGGACAAACUUCUGCAGAGAGACCGUCUGCACAGCAGCAGCAGUGAGGACAUGUUCCAGGCUGACCAGCAAAGUGGCACCAGUAAGAAAGGUAAUAGGAAAACAAAAGCCUUCUGGAUCAACCCUGACUGCAUGAAGGAACGUUCCUCGGGCCCUGAACCACAACAACAGUCACCUUCACCAUCAUCACCUUCAUCUUCACCACCCGAUCUGAACCCUGCAUGCCCUGUUAAUGCAGAAAAGCAUGCCUAUGGCAGCAGCAGCGGUGGAGAGGAGAGUUACCCAGGUGAGUGGAGCGAGGCUCUGUAUCCCCUCUUGACGACCCUAACAGAGUGUGUGGCCAUGAUGAGCGACAAAGCCAAGAAGUCAAUGGUUUUCUUGCUCAUGCAAGACAGCGCACCCACCAUCACAAUGGACCUCAAUCUGCAGUACCGCCGAGACGUGGUCUUCUGCCAGACGCUCACCGCACUAAUUUGUGGCUUCAUCAUAAAACUGAGAAACUGUCUCCGUGACGACGGUUUCCUGAGACAGCUUUACACCAUCGGUCUGCUCGCUCAGUUCGAGUGCCUAUUAAGUACCUACGGUGAGGAGUUAGCCAUGUUAGAGGACAUGAGCAUAGGAAUAAUGGAUCUUCGAAACGUGACGUUCAAGGUGACGCAGGCCAUCUCUACCUCUUCCCCCGACAUGCUGCCAGUGAUCACCGGAAAUAGAGACGGGUUCAACGUUCGCAUCCCUCUCCCGGGAAGCAUGUUUGAUGCGUUGCCGAGGGAGAUCCAGAACGGCAUGCUGCUGCGGGUACAGCCGGUGCUGUUCAACGUGGGCAUCAACGAGCAGCAAACGCUCGCCGAGAAGUUUGGAGACACGUCGCUUCAGGAGCUCAUCAACGUGGAGAGCCUGGCACGUCUCAGCUCUUACUACCAGCAGUUUAAAGAGGUUUUACCUGACGACUGUCUUCCUCGCUCUCGUAGUCAGACGUGUCUCCCGGAGCUGUUGCGGUUCCUUGGUCAAAAUGUUCACGCUAGGAAAAAUAAAAAUGUAGACAUUUUGUGGCAGGCCGCAGAGAUUUGCCGGCGACUAAAUGGAGUACGUUUUACCAGCUGUAAAAGCGCCAAGGACCGAACCGCUAUGUCAGUGACUUUGGAGCAGUGCCUGAUCCUGCAGCACGAGCAUGGCAUGGCUCCGCAGGUCUUCACCCAGGCCCUCGACUGCAUGCGCAGUGAGGGCUGCCGCCGCGAGAAUACCACGAAGAACGUUGGAUGUCGCAAGUAUGCCUUUAACUGUCUGCAGCUGAAGGCCUUUCCUAAACAUUACAGACCUCCCGAUGGCACUUUCGGAAAAGUGGAUACUUGACGAGACGACUCUCGUCUCGCUGUAAUGCAGCAGUAUCGUUAAUUUAUGAUGUGACGCGCGUCAUGCACAUUAGAAACUCCAGCUUAGCUGCAGUAAAUCCGGCUCAAUGCAUAGGCUGUUUCAAUUUGCACUGAUAGUUACCGAACAUUUACAUUUCAAGUGAGUUUGAAGUGAACUGCAUUGAUUUGUAUUCGUAGCAAAAGACUACAUACUUGAUCGUUUCUUUUUCGUAGGCUGAGCAUCACCGCACAUACACACAAUGCUGUAUUAUGGCUCUCUGUAGUGCACGGUGAAGGGUGUAGUGAUUUAUAUCAGAAUCCAGGCCCUUUAUAAUGCAUAGACGUUUAUGCUGUAUUCAUGUUGUAUCCUUGAUUAUCAAUAGCAAACUGUAGUGUGUUUAGUUUAAGCAACACCUACUUCAGCAUUACAGUAAUCAAUGCCAUGGCUUAGCGUGGUCACAUGACUCUUCUUACUUAUUCCCCGCCGUGUGUGUGCGUGUGUACAUUGAGGCCAGCAGAAUAACUGUUGGGAAACAAACCAGGCCUUUUUUUUUUUUUUUAGGUUUAAUUCAUUUUCUUUUUUUAAACCUCAUACAUUCAGACUGAUCAUGCAUGGUCCAUCCUCUCAGUUGCUUUUAUUUUUGAGGUGGUCCUUUAUGAAAACAAUGUCCUCUUCGAGUAAAAAGAAUGCACUUCUGGCACGUUUCUUCUGUGGACCGGCGAUGUGAGAUCAGUGUAUCACUGUGUUCAGCUGGCAGCGAUGACUCGUAGAUGAUGCUGUUGUUUUGUGCUGUACUCGUUUUAAUAAAAAGGUACGUUCAGAAAUGGAAUAUCGAUACGUGGAGACGGUACAAUACAGUGCUAAGCACUUGUGAAAAUGACUGAUGCGUGAAUCUGUUACAGUUGUGCAAACGUUAUUUUGUCGUGCAUACCACUGUCGUCAUUUCUCGUUUCCUGACACCGAUGUUGUUUCAAUUAUUGUACGUUUAUACACUGUUAUUUAAGAGAGAUAUGCUCACAAAUUUUUUGGAGUGGUCUUGAUUUGUAUUUAUUUCUUUUUAUGGUAAUGACCUUAUAUCUUUUAUGAUGCCCUCUUAGAUAUAUUACGUCUGUCUAGAACAGAGUUCUGCUGUAUUAAUAUGCCGUCAUCAAUAUCUGAUGCCAUUAAAGAGAGAAUAUAAUACCAA